CUUGCUUGAAAAUAUUGUGUUCAAAAAUUAAAUGUUACACUUCCGAAAUUUACCUACAAUAUAUAAAAAUGAUAUGGAAAACUAUUAAAUCCGUCGUUUUGAAAAAGCUACUCGUUUUAGAAUGAUAAAUUAGAGUGUAACGAGUAGAAAAAAAAUGAAUCGCAUAUAACCUUAAUUAUUAAUGAGUGCUUAAAAAAAAUAUUUUAUUGAACUAGCCUAAUUGAAUGAAAGAAAAGGGAAAUAUUUAUUGUAAUAAUUGAAUAAUAAUAAAGUAGAUUCAAAUAUAAUAAAAGAGGAAAGAGUUCAUAGUCUAGUAAGGAAGGAACUUUGAAUGCUGCAGCUUAAUUAAUAAUGGUUUCAUUACCUUACUUUUGUUCAAAUUACAAUCGAUAAAGAUAAAUUAUAAAGAAAUGGAAAUAGAUAAUGUGGGCUGUUAGGAUAAUAAUAAGAUACAAAAAUUUAUUGAGCAACAUGCAGUUCUUUUAACUUCUCAAUAGAUUACCAAGAAGGCGUAAGGUAUCAUCACCAACAUCAGUUUAACGUAGCCCAAGAAAAAGAAGGUUAGGAGUUUAAUCAGUCGAAAAUAAUUUUACUCUUGCUACUAAAGGUUAUGGAGAUGAAACCAAUUCAAGCAAAACAUCAAGGAAAUUAAAAAAUUAAUUGCAAGAUAAUUACCUGAAAUCUACCUACUAUUAGGAUUUCAAAUAAAAAGAUUCAAGAUUAGCAAGAUUAAGAACAAAUAGUUUAAACUAAUUACAAAUUUCUUAAUAAAGUUAACAAAUAUCAACUUCCAGGACUUUCUCAGUGAUGAUUAGAAAGUUCAGAUUGAAAAAAUUAUGA
Messenger RNA from Paramecium sonneborni, 840 nucleotides. Lineage: Eukaryota; Ciliophora; Oligohymenophorea; Peniculida; Parameciidae. The record is from the annotation of a GenBank genome assembly.